Colias croceus (clouded yellow) is the source of this 1339-nucleotide messenger RNA. RefSeq lists its product as uncharacterized. Bases 119 to 1339 code for a protein of 406 amino acids. The transcript has a single exon. NCBI's taxonomy places the organism in Eukaryota, Metazoa, Arthropoda, Insecta, Lepidoptera, Pieridae. The record is from RefSeq and is a predicted model, not a curated record.
AGAAUUUUUAUUAUAUUGUGUUUUUAAUUGAUUUCUGUGUGUGUGUGAUUUUAAUAGUUCGAAAUUAUUGUAAUUGAUUAAAGACUUCAGAACUUUAAUUACUCUGUACUUAUUUAACAUGGAACGCGAAAUCCAAAGCGUAAACGUAAUAACAAUUCCGAGUGAUAUGCUAAAGCUUAUUCCUCUUUUUGGUGGAGACAAAAGAAUUUUGAAUUUAUUCUUUCGAAAAUGUGAAUAUAUAAUUAAUAAAUUUAGAGGGCAUGAAGAACAGAAUAUUUACGUUUUACAUGCCAUAACUAGUAGAUUAAUAGGCGAUGCCGCCGCGUUAUUAUCCGAGCGCGAAGAUAUUAAUACUUGGCCCGCUUUAAAGGAAUUACUAGAACAGCAUUUUGGUGAUCCGCGUAGUGAGGAUUGCAUAAAAAUCUCUCUCGAGUCCUGUAAAAUUAAAUCCGGCGAAAGUUACCUUGAAUUUUGUAAUAGGAUACAGAAUAUUCGAUCAUUAUUAAUAUCGAAGGUAAAUUUAUCGGUAGAUACGGAAAUGAAACGCGCGAAAAUUGCGAUUUAUAAUCAUACAGCCCUGAACGUUUUCUUGUAUAAUUUACCCGAGAGCAUGGUGCGUAUUGUAAGACUGAAAUCACCUAGUACAUUAGAACAGGCUUUAGAAAUCGUUUUAGAAGAAGUUAAUUUUCACGAGCAAUACCAAUCACGCAAUCGUAUCCACAAUAAUACAACGCUGCCGAAGCAAACGCCUAACGUUACGGUGCCCCAAUUUUUACAAAAUAAUCCUCAACAAAGAUUUAAUUUCGGGAUACCAAAUGUACCUCAAAAUGCACAGCAGCCAAAAUUUGGUUUUAAAUUUACACCCCAACAACCGUUUAAUAAAAAUCCACAAUUUGGUUAUAAGCCACCGUUUAAUAAAAACCCGCAGUUCGGGUAUAGGCCUUCAUUCAAUCAAAAUCCACAGUUUGGUUAUAGGCCUACAUUUAAUCAAAACCCACAAUUUGGUUAUAGGCCUCCUCAAACUUUUGGUAUGAAGCCGCAGCAUUUCGGUCAAAGACCUCCACAAAAUAACCGCUUUGAGUCUACUGACGUUUCCAUGAGGACGGCACCCCCUCGACCACAAAUAACUCAGCAAGGUUUUAGACUGAAUGAAACCGACAUACAUAAUGACAAUUUACUAUAUGACAAUAAUUAUUACUAUGACUAUAACCCUUACGACUAUACGAAUUACGAAUACGAUGAGAAUGAUACACCCACUGACGAUACUGAAGACAUUAAUGUGCUUCCGUCUGAUGAAGAAAAUUUUCAAACGGAAGCCUCUACAAAGGAGAAAUCAUAG